CUGCCCCGCCCAGUAGGUUCCUUUGCAGCGCUUUUUCUACACUUUUUCUCCCUCCUCUUCCUCCUCGCCCCGCCUUUCCGCCCCCCCCCCCUAUAUCCCUGUAGUUCCUUCCCCGCCUCGCCACCCUCCACGAUCUCGCGAGACUUGGCCCAGAACAUUGCGGAUCGGGUCGGCGCCAUUUUGGGACCGAGACUGGUUGUGGGGGAGGGAAAAGCGGCAAAAGGGGAUUAUUCAAAGUACCGAAAACCUUCUCCCGGGAUCGAGCGCAGCGGCACCCCCAGGCCAGGGGCACCUCUGGUGGGGCAGAAGGUGAUUGAAUAACUCAGAUAUGAAGAUCAUCUUCUAGGGUUUUUUUCUUGUGUGUGUAAAAGGCCCUGGAUAGUUGAAGUGGCCAUUUUGGAAUUACAAUGGUUUUGGAUAUUUUUGUUCCAGAAGUUUGUUAAAAAUUGGCAACAAUCAACCCUGAAGUGAAUUGAUAAUAGUGAACAAUUCAACAAGCUACUUAAAACGAGACCAGGCAUUUCUUCAGUAUUUUGGUUCAAACGGAUUAUAUAACUCAUUAAAGUAUUUCAGCUGGUGGAAUUUUUGCUUCUUACCCUCUUACCCCCUGUUGGUGUUCUUCAGCCCAAAACUGUAAGAUAUGUUUGAGUUGUGUACCGAGUAGUUUUUGGCAGUUUCAGAUUAUUGUUUAAAUAUUGCUGAAGUUUCGUGGUAGUUUUUUUACCUUUAUUAAAAAGUUUUAGGAAUUUUUGAUUUUGGCCCUUUUCUUGGCACAAUGCGACAGCUCUUCUAAAUGAAGACAUUGAAAGAAUACCAAGUUUUUUUCCUUUUAUCUUUUAUUUACAUGGAAAUUUAAGAUGUUGCCGUUUCCCAGCAGCAUGGUAGUAUUGAGAUAGCUGUGUGUCUUCCCUGUAUAUGCUGAUGCUUUAGGAAUGUUCUUCAGAUGUGACAUUUUCUUUUUGUUUUUGAUUUUUGGCUCAUAAAUUGGAUAUUUCAUGUGGAGUGGAUUAGUACAACAGUGACAAGUACAUGGAAUAAUAAAGAAGACAGGCCUCCGAAGACUUUACAAUCUUAAAUCCAAGAGACUUGGCUAAUUCUGGAGCUAGCCAUAUGAAAACUUUACAGAAGUAUGGGUAGCUGAUUUGAAAUAACUCUAUGUCAAAUAGCCAUAGGUUAAGUAUCUUCAAAGAACUUGGAAAUUAUUUCAGAGGAUACAAAAUAAAAAAACAAACUGGAAAACAAAGAUUACAGAGGAAAAACCAACACCUUCCUGUGCAGUCCUGUGGGAUUUGUAAGUACUAUUUGGGACUUGCCAUGAGGUGUUGAAGCCUUGUUUCACUGAGUUGGAGAGACUGGACCUAAAUGGCGCAGCAUGACUUUGCUCCAGCCUGGCUUAAUUUUCCUACUCCACCAUCAUCAACAAAGUCGUCCCUGAAUUUUGAAAAGCAUUCUGAAAACUUUUCAUGGACAGAAAAUCGUUAUGAUGUAAAUCGUCGACGACAUAACUCUUCAGAUGGCUUUGAUUCUGGUAUUGGGCGUUCUAAUGGAGGUAAUUUUGGAAGGAAAGAAAAAAAUGGAUGGCGUACACAUGGAAGAAAUGGUACAGAAAACAUAAAUCAUCGAGGGGGCUACCAUGGUGGAAGUUCCCGUUCUCGUAGCAGUAUUUUCCAUUCUGGAAAAAGCCAAGGAUUACAUGAAAACAAUAUACCUGACAAUGACACUGGGAGGAAAGAAGACAAGAGGGAACGGAAACAAUUUGAAGCUGAGGAUUUUCCAUCUUUAAAUCCUGAAUAUGAGAGAGAACCAAAUCAGAAUAAAUCUUUAGCUGCAGGAGUAUGGGGCCUACACGCCCAGACACACACAUACCCAACCAAAAAAAUCUCCCAAGCUCCUCUCUUAGAAUAUCCUCCGAAUCCUAAAUCUAGAGCUCCCAGAAUGCUGGUCAUUAAGAAAGGUAAUACAAAAGACUUACAGCUAUCUGGAUUCCCACUCGUGGGAAAUCUUCAGUCGCAGCCAGUUAAGAACGGGACUGGUCCAAGUGUUUAUAAGGGCUUAGUCCCUAAACCUGCUGCUCCGCCCACAAAACCUACACAAUGGAAAAGCCAAACUAAAGAAAAUAAAGUUGGAACUGCUUUCCCUCAUGAGUCUACAUAUGGUGUUGGCAACUUUAAUACUUUCAAAUCAACUGCCAAGAAUUUUAGUCCAUCAACAAAUUCAGUGAAAGAGUGUAACCGCUCAAAUUCCUCUUCACCUGUUGACAAACUUAAUCAGCAACCUCGUCUAACCAAACUGACACGAAUGCGUACUGAUAAGAAGAGUGAAUUUUUGAAAGCACUGAAAAGGGACAGAGUAGAAGAAGAACAUGAAGAUGAGAGCCACGCUGGCUCAGAGAAGGACGACGACUCAUUUAAUUUGCAUAACAGCAAUAGUCCUCACCAAGAAAGGGAUAUAAACCGAAACUUUGAUGAAAGUGAAAUUCCACAAGAGAAUGGCAAUGCCUCAGUGAUUUCCCAGCAGAUCAUUCGGUCUUCAACCUUUCCACAAACUGAUGUUCUUUCAAGUUCACUUGAGGCAGAACACAGAUUGCUAAAGGAGAUGGGCUGGCAGGAAGAUAGUGAAAAUGAUGAAACAUGUGCUCCCUUAACUGAGGAUGAAAUGAGAGAAUUCCAAGUUAUUAGUGAACAGUUACAGAAGAAUGGUCUGAGAAAAAAUGGUAUUUUGAAAAACGGCCUGAUCUGUGACUUCAAGUUUGGACCCUGGAAAAACAGCACUUUCACACCCCCCAUUGAGAAUGCUGACACAGAGACAAGUAGCAGCGACACCUCUGAUGACGACGACGUGUGAAGGAUUUCCUAACAGCUUUAGACAUUUUAGUGUGAUACAUCUCAUGCAGUUUGGGGUGAAUUGUAAAAAUGAAGAACUAUAAUUUAUGUAGUAAAAUACCCCAUUAGAAGAUGAUUUUUGGGGACUUCAGUAUGAAGAAAACCAAGAAUAUUGUGUUGGGCUGUGUUGAACAUUAUUUCUUUGUAAAUGAAUGUUGUAGAAAUGAGGACUUGGUUGAUCCAACAUUGACUUUCUUCAUCACUGCAGCAUUUCUCUGACUAGCAAUGUGACGAUGUAACAAAUGAGAUUUCUCAUUUAAUAAUAAAAAAUGUGUAAUGUUUUGCAAAGCUUCUGUCUUAAAAUGUCCAGGUCUUAAGAAAAAAAAAAAAAAGGCAGCUUACACUGUUUUGCUUGCAGAGUCUAUCUUUUCGUACAAUGGAGAUCAAGUCCACUCUGUGUGCCCCAAACAAGGACAAUGUAGCAUGCCGGCUAAAACUGGAGCAAGUGCACUAAAACAUUAAUUUCCUGAUCUCAAAUGUUGUAUUAGUCACCGUUUAAACAUAAAUUGCUCUUUAGCCCUUUGCAGUGCAGUAAAUGGGAAGACUUGCCACACUUCCUUCCAAAUUUAAGAGGCAAUUUUUCAAGAGCUUUACUUGGGUAUGUUGUCAGUCCAGGAUUUUCAGAGUUGAUGGAAAAGUCUUGUGGAAAAACUUAUUUUGAUAAAUUAUUACACAUGCAGAAAAACUGAUCACAUUGACUGGAUCUGUCCACCACAUGGAAAAUAAACUGGAUUUUCAGAA
This is a messenger RNA of Echinops telfairi (small Madagascar hedgehog), 3623 nucleotides long. It is a transcript of the gene GPBP1, whose product is annotated as GC-rich promoter binding protein 1. The transcript has 13 exons. Gene Ontology annotation, biological process: positive regulation of DNA-templated transcription; DNA-templated transcription. Lineage: Eukaryota; Metazoa; Chordata; Mammalia; Afrosoricida; Tenrecidae. The coding region runs from base 1363 to 2844 and encodes 493 amino acids. Gene Ontology annotation, cellular component: nucleus. The record is from RefSeq and is a predicted model, not a curated record. Gene Ontology annotation, molecular function: DNA binding; RNA binding.